AUGAGGAACACGGGAAAUCUUUUAAAAUGGACUCAAAACUCCAACAACAAAUCAGCCAAAGGUGGAGGAGAAAAUCGAAAUUGGAUACAUCCUCCUGAAGCUUUACAAAAAGGUCAUAUUGCGUACAUCGUUAAGUUUCUGGGAAAUGUCGAUGUAGACCAACCAAAAGGUUUUAAAGUGAUCAAAGAGUCUAUCCAAAAGUUAAAAUUUAAUCAACAAGUCCGGAAAGCCGAAGGUUCUAAAGUACCGAAAGUUGAGCUUACAAUAAGUGUUGAAGGCGUUGCACUGCAAGAUCCAAAAACAAAAGUAAUAAUGCAUCAAUAUCCGUUGCACAGAAUUUCUUACUGUGCCGACGAUAAGGUGGACAAACAGUUUUUCAGCUUUAUCGUAAAAGACUCCAAUGAAUCUGAACGACACACUUGUUUUGUGUUUAUGAGUGACAAGUUAGCUGAAGAGAUCACUCUCAGCAUUGGACAAGCUUUUGACCUUGCAUACAAGUGGCCCAGCAAGCCGACGAACAAGCCGACUUUCAGAGCUCGGCAGUUGGAUGUUUCAAAACCUCUACCGAUCUAUAUGUCUGAUGAUUUGCCUGACCUGCACGAGUGUAUGGAAUUAAAGCGCGCUGUCCCCCAAAUGCCCAGUGGUAUGGAAAAAGAAGAGGAAUCUGAACAUCAUUUACAACGUGCCAUGGUCGCAGGAAGUGUUAUACCCACACCUGAAGUAGCUAAAUUAAUAAAUAAUGACUUAAAAUGGCAUGAUCAAACAUAUCCUCCAGAUUGCCACCCUCCGAAACAACUAAUACACAUAACACCAUUCACAAUGGAACAAGAUGUUCCAGAAUAUGAUUAUGACUCUGAAGACUUAGAAUGGCUAAAUACGACUGGUAGAUCAAAUAGUAUUACAGCUGAUAAACUUGAAGAGCUUGUUGACAAAUGGGAAAAACAUAGCACUUACAAUAUUAUUGAUUUAUCUGAUGCUAAGUCACUAACUAAAGAUGACGAAGAUACCAUCUUAUUAAUUUAUGAUUAUUGGUUGAGGAAGAGAGUACGUGUAGGUCACACUUUAUCUCCAGCUGUACGUACUGAACCUAUAGCUGGUGCUCCUCCUAAUGAUUCAUACGUAGCAUUUAGAAAAAGGCGUGAUAAAAUUCAAACAAGAAAAAAUAGGAAAAAUGAUGAAGCAUCUUAUGAAAAAAUGUUAAAAUUACGUAGGAACUUGGCUAGAGCAUUUGAUUUAAUUGGAACUAUACAACACAGAGAAACACUUAAGAAACAAUUAGUACAAUUAACUCUUGAUACAUACCAAAAACGAUUUGAUUUACGCGAUUUUAAUGGAAAUAUUUAUAAGGAUGUAGAAUUAGUGAAAACUGUACGACAUGCAUUUACUCCAAUCUCAACUAAUCAUUAUAUGUCUGGCAUGUGGAAACAAGGUGAUAUGAAAAAAAGUUCUGCAAAUACUAAAUACCAGGAUGCCAAAAGAGAAAAAAGACACUAUAGAAAAAGGAAACAUAAGUCAUAUGAUGUGGAUCAUUUAAGUUCUGAUGAAGAAAUGUAUUCUCCUCCACAUAAAGUCCAAAAUGUUGAUGAUGGUGGUGGUAAAUGGUCUUUCCGUCGAAAUAAGCAUUGUUCUUACCUGGCCCCUCUUAAUUCUCCGGAACCUGUGGACCCUACAUUUGGUUUUCAACCAGUUUAUAUACAAAAAAAUAAAAACCAUAAAUCUUUAGGUUUAUGUAGGCCACGAUAUGGUAGAGGUGGAAGGAUUGUUUUAGAUCGUUACACAAAUGAUGAUGACCGGUGGGCAUCUUUGGAUUAUAAUAUAAUUGAACAAAAACAAUAUGAAAUGGUGGAGUUCAAACGUUAUUCAGACAAUGAAAUGUCAGAUUACUUUAGUGAUGCAGAUAUUGACUGUCCAAUAAUGGAAAUUAAUAGUGAAAUACAACGAGGUAAAACAAGGAUAGAAUUGAAUUGGGAUAAUUUUGGCCCAGAAAUUUUCCAAGGUGUAGCCGACAUUUGUAAGGUUGAAUAUGAUGAAAUGAAUAAAGAAAAGAAUGAACAAGGCGAGUCCAUAUUGGAAAGAUUUGUUAGUCAAAAUCAACCGCAAGCUGUUGAACCUACUUUGACGCUGGGUUCCGAUUCCGAAGUCGUAGGAUGUUCACAAUUUAGAACAACAGAUAUAAGUGAACCUAGACGAUUAAGAUCCACCAAUUGUUUAUCAUUAAAAAGGCUAUUAAAAUGUGACACUGAUUCCCAUUAA
Messenger RNA from Macrosiphum euphorbiae (potato aphid), 2253 nucleotides. The record is from the annotation of a GenBank genome assembly. Lineage: Eukaryota; Metazoa; Arthropoda; Insecta; Hemiptera; Aphididae.